Lichtheimia ornata is the source of this 1935-nucleotide messenger RNA. RefSeq lists its product as uncharacterized. Gene Ontology annotation, molecular function: protein homodimerization activity; adenyl-nucleotide exchange factor activity; protein-folding chaperone binding. Gene Ontology annotation, biological process: protein folding; L-phenylalanine biosynthetic process. Lineage: Eukaryota; Fungi; Mucoromycota; Mucoromycetes; Mucorales; Lichtheimiaceae. Bases 1 to 1935 code for a protein of 644 amino acids. The transcript has 8 exons. The record is from RefSeq and is a predicted model, not a curated record.
AUGCACCGCUCCGCCCGGCGUUUGGUUAACCUUCACUCCCGACACACACCGCGUCGCAAUGUCAUUCCUUCAUUCACUCGCAUUGCUUUCGCAAGACAAUACGCUUCUCAAAGUGAGCAACCUGUGGCCAACCAUCAACAACUGCUUCAAGAAAAGGACCAACGUAUCACUGAACUUCAGGAAGCCUUCCAACAAUGUGUCAAGGACAAUGAGACUUUGCAAGGUCGAUCCCAACAAGAAAUUGCCAACACACGCGACUAUGCAAUCUCAAAGUUUGCCAAGGAUCUUUUGGAUACUGUGGAUGUGUUGGGCAUGGCAUUAGCCUCUGUACCUGCCAACAUGCGCAAAGCUGAUACCAAUACAGCCCCUGCUGAAAAGUCUUUGGAUCAACUUGUCAACUUUUACACUGGUGUCUCUAUGACAGAUGCAGAGCUCAGCAAGACGCUUAAGCGACAUGGCCUUGAAGCCUUCAAGCCUACAUUAGGAGAAAAGCUGGAUCCCAAGCGUGCUACAGCUGCAUUUCAAAAGGUGAUGCCUGGCAAGGAACCUGGUACUAUCUUCACUGUCAAGAAGCCUGGAUACACAUUGCAUGGCAAGCUCUUGCGACAAGCUCAAGUGGGUGUGGUGGCUGAAAAGCGAGGUAUGGCCACUGCUGCCAAUGCCACGGUGAACAAUCCCCCCAAGACAACUUUGCUCUUCUCCAUCACUGAUAAGGUGGGCGCACUUGAGAAUUGUCUUUCAGCUAUCAAGGCAAUGGAUGUCUCUUUGACUCGUAUUGAAUCUCGGCCAAGCAAGACUGCUGGUUGGGAUUACGAUUUCUUUGUGGAUCUUGAUGCUGUAAACACAAAUCAGGUGAAUCAAGUCGUGGAAAGGCUUCGAAAGCAUACCGCGGAUGUGCGUGUCAUUGGUGCCGAGGUCCAAAAUAGUGUUCCUUGGUUCCCACGCAAAAUGGCUGAUUUGGAUACCUUUGCUGAAAAGGUGCUUGAGAUGGGCGAGGAGCUGAGCUCGGAUCACCCUGGAGCACAUGACCCAGCAUACCGUGAGCGACGAGCUGAUAUCACUCGCAAGGCUAAAGCCUUCCGUACUGGUGAUCCUGUACCACAUGUCAACUAUACACCUGAAGAAGUCGAUACUUGGGGUAUCAUUUAUCGUAAGCUGACGGCUAUGUAUCGUACCCAUGCUUGCAGAGAGCAUCAAUACGUCUUCCCUCUCUUGGAACAAAAUUGUGGUUACUCCGAUAAGAACAUCCCUCAACUUGAGACCGUGUCAAAGUUCCUUAAAGACUGCACUGGUUUUACAAUUCGACCUGUCAUGGGCUUGCUUACCAGCCGCGACUUUUUAAACGCAUUUGCCUUCCGUGUCUUCCACUCCACUCAGUAUAUUCGUCAUCACUCGAGACCUCUUUACACUCCAGAGCCUGAUGUUUGCCAUGAAUUGCUUGGUCAUGCUCCUUUGUUUGCUGAUCCCGAUUUUGCCGAUUUUUGUCAUGAAAUUGGUUUGGCAUCUUUGGGUGCAUCCGAUGAGGAUAUCAAGAAGCUUGCAACCAUCUUUUGGUUCACUGCAGAGUUCGGCUUGUGUCGACAAGGUGAUGAGAUCAAGGCUUAUGGUGCUGGUUUAUUGAGUUCAUUUGGCGAGUUGGAUUACAGCCUUUCUGAUAAGCCUGAUCUCCGACCAUUUGAGCCUUCCAAGACUGCUGUUCAACCUUAUCCUAUCACCGAGUUCCAACCUGUGUACUUUGUGGCUGAUUCAUUUAAGGAUGCCCAAGAAAAGGUGCGCGACUUUGCUUCAACCAUGAACAGACCUUUCUCUGUAAGAUAUAAUGCAUUGACCCAAAGCGUUGAGGUGCUUGAUAGCAAGGAUAAGGUCGUCCGAUUUGCCAAGGGUAUUCGCGAUGAUAUGAAGACUUUGACCAAUGUUAUAGAAUCCUUGGCGUAA